AUGUUGUCUCUUUCUCUUCAUGGGCUUAAUUAUCAGCAGAUGAGGAUGGUUUCUGGUGGGGUGAAUGCAUCUUCACCAGCUAUGGCUUCUUUGGGAUCUCGUGGCAGGUAUGAAUUUAAUAGUUGUGGUGGAAUUUGGAGUGGUUUUGGGAAAGGAAAGAGGAACAAUUUGAUUGCCACAACUGGGAAUGCUGCCCUUAAGAAGAGGAGGUUGAGUAAUUUACCUCUGUGUUCUUCUGCUCUGGCGGAAUCCCGAAAUUCAUCCAGAGCCGACAUCUAUAAGGAGGUUCUUGAAGCUGCUAGGGAAAGAUUUACUCAGGAAAUUUCUUUCCAGUCCAAGGACAAAGAUAUCUCACUUGCGAAGGCUUUACUUUAUGUUGCUGCUGAAGAUGAGGCAUUUUUGGCUUUAAAUCGGGAGUUGGACUCUCGUUCGCUCAAUAAUGAAAGGAGAGAUUUGUCAUCACCUUCUGAUGCUGAAGAGUCGGAUUAUGUGGAGGCUAUGCUUCUAGCUGGAAAGAAUAUAAGUGAGUGGCUGUCCGAGUUGGAUGCCAUUGCUAAGCAAGUCGAAGCCGAGCUGGUUUCAAGAGAUAUAGGAUGUGAUUUGGUAGAAGUUUUGGAGGCAGUGAACAAAGUUCUUUUUGAGUUGAGAGGUUUCAAAAGGUCAUUCAUAGUAACAGAUUCGAAGUGUUCAUACCUGCACUUUGUAUUAAGCUCUGGAUGUGCCAGCGCAAUUUUACUUAGUGUAAUUUAUAUUGAGGUUUGUCGAAGACUUAAUCUGACCAUUGUGGGAUCUCGAGUUGGGGAGGAUUUUUUGAUAUGGCCACCAACUGGGAAUCCUGAGAGGCUAUUCAAAGUAACUUCUGGACAUAGCUUGUUUGGGGUUGUCAAUGGGAAGUGUGUGGACGACCCCAGAUCUAAGGCCUCUGACAUAAAUAGUAAUUCGCUCUUGGGGCUUGACAUUGCUGCAAAUCGGGAUAUUAUUGGGAUCGCUUUGGCAAAUUUGAUGAGGAUUUACUGGAAACGGGCUUCAAGAAAAAAUUAUGGAUUGAUGCUGACUUCUCCCCUUAGGUCUGUUUAUAAAGCCGGCGAGAAAUUUAACAAGAAUGAUGGUGCAAAUUUCCCUUUGUUGCGACCUCAGGAGCUGAGACUCGCAAUCAUGGCUUCCCAAAGAUUGCUGAUUCUGCAACCGCACAACUGGUCCUUGAGACGAGAUUAUGGCAUGAUGUUGUACUAUAGUAGAGAAUACGAGGAAGCAGUCCAAGAACUUAGCAUCUGCAUGGCUUUUGCCCCGGAAGAAGAGGCCGAAGUGCUAGAACCAUUUGUCGAAAAAUUACAUCUGAUGCGGCUUGAAUCAUCGUGGAAAUCUUUGGGGCAAAAAGGUCGGCUAGCUGUUCCUUGA
This is a messenger RNA of Fraxinus pennsylvanica, 1398 nucleotides long. Lineage: Eukaryota; Viridiplantae; Streptophyta; Magnoliopsida; Lamiales; Oleaceae. The record is from the annotation of a GenBank genome assembly.